Messenger RNA from Prorocentrum cordatum, 443 nucleotides. Lineage: Eukaryota; Dinophyceae; Prorocentrales; Prorocentraceae. The record is from the annotation of a GenBank genome assembly.
CUGGGCGACGGGCCGGGGCAGGGACGGCAUGACGAAGGGCUUCCGCGGCUGCUGCUCGCGCGACAAGGCCGUCGCGCGGGAGUUGAAAGAAGUCCUGAGCACGAUGGAAUCGAUGUCCGAGAAGAUCAUCACGAACGUUGACGAGACCGUUCCGCCCGUCCUCGCGCUGACGAACGGAGCCGAGGACCAAGAGCAACCCCUGGGUCCUGCACGGCAUGUGCCAGCGUGCCGGAACCGACCAGUGGGCUGGCCCCGUGAUGGAGAGACGGGCUCCGGCUCCUUCGUGGACAUGCAGCUGCGCGUGCCGGAGGACCCCCCGAUGCGGCAAAGACUCCAGAAAGCCAGAUCACGGAGCUCAUCCACGCCUGCGCGGCCAAGUGCAUGCACCUCGAGAGCAAAGGUAACGUCAUGGGCCUGAAGAAGAUGAGAUACAGGCUCGGCCC